Molecule: messenger RNA, 871 nt
Organism: Wyeomyia smithii (pitcher-plant mosquito)
Lineage: Eukaryota; Metazoa; Arthropoda; Insecta; Diptera; Culicidae
Gene: EMC10
Product: ER membrane protein complex subunit 10
Exons: 4
Coding region: 104-793 (229 amino acids)
Cellular component (GO): EMC complex
Source: RefSeq, a predicted model, not a curated record
AUAGAACUGUCAACACAAGAAAAAAUAUUGCAGCGGUGAGGUUUGCCGUGCGAUCAAUGAGUUAAUUUUUAGACUGCGAUUUCAGCAACAGUAAAAAGUGAAUAUGAGACGAUUAGCUGUAAUAUUUGUCCUAAAUCUAGCCCUAUCUUUGAAUGCGCAAUCCCACCUCGAAUACGAUGGCUGGUUGAGUAUCGAGCUGUAUCACGCACUGGAUCUGCACGAACCGCAAAAGUUCACUCCCCGGGGCAAUGUUACCAUAACUAGUCUGAAUUCGGGUGCUUCUAGUGUUUCUCAAGAAGCACUUUCACACCAGGAUCGUCAACAGUUACGGCUGCUGGCCGAGGAGAACCGCCUGUACCGAUUGGAGGCACAUGUAGUCGCGGACAACGGUUAUCGGACGAAGCUGUUAACUUCAUCAAAAGCGUGCGCCUUGGUAAAAUCUCAGCUGACCGAUGCGCUAUGGGUUUCUCUGGAUCACAGCGGAUCGGUUAUCGGAAUCACGCAAUCUGUGAACAAUGGAUACUCGGGCGACUGUCGCGAUUUGUCUCAUCGGGAUACCGACGUUUUGGACGAAUUUAACACCGAUGUUUACGUUAAGCCUAUUGAAAAUGCCCCAAUUCCGGACACGGCAAGUUUCAUCCAAAAAAUGGAACGAGAUCGAGAAGCUAGAGAACGUGGCGAAACCAAAGACAAUAGGGGAUUUUUCGCAAAAUACUGGAUGUACAUCGUACCAGUUGUUAUUUUAGUUCUUAUAUCGGGAGCCACAAAUCCAGAGGCAGGUGGGCAACGUUAAAAACAUUUUAAGUAGUUUCAGCACUAAUUUAUUCUAGUGAAAAUGUCUGAACCCUCAAUACAUUUUCAGAACAUAAAA